AUAAGGUCAGGUAUAAUAUAAAGAGAGCGGUGGUGGUGGCAAAGUUCCCACUGAGUAAGAGAACUUCAGUCACCACACACCAGCUGCCCUUGUUUCUUCCAAGCAACUCCCACUACACUUGUAAACAUGGAUAUGCUGGAUGAGGAACAGAUUGGGGCACUUCAGAAGGCCUUUGACUCCUUCGACACUGACAACAAAGGCUACAUCACCCCAGAGACCGUGGGCGUCAUCUUGAGGAUGAUGGGCGUCAAGAUCUCUGAGAAGAACCUUCAGGAGGUCAUCGCAGAGACUGACGAAGAUGGAUCCGGCGAGCUGGAGUUCGAGGAGUUCGUGGAGCUGGCCGCUAAGUUCCUCAUUGAGGAGGACGAGGAGGCUCUCAAGGCAGAGCUGAAGGAGGCCUUCCGUGUCUACGACCGAGAAGGCAACGGCUACAUUACCACCGAAGUCCUAAGGGAGAUUCUACGAGAGCUGGAUAACAGGCUGACGGAGGAAGACCUGGACAACAUCAUUGAGGAGGUUGACGAGGAUGGCUCAGGCACUCUCGACUUCGAUGAAUUCAUGGCUAUGAUGAACGGUUGAGUUGAAUCUCUCUCUGAAGAAACAUUUUUAUUUUUAUCUAAUUUUCUCAUUUUCUUACGUUCUCAUCUUCAUUAUUUAUUUUCGUUUCUCGUUUUCUUUUUUUCUUUUAGCAUUUAUUUCGUGUCAAUGUGUCUCUUUAUUGAGACGACAUAUGUUCGUAACUUGAUUGAGACGGCAUAUGUUCGUAACUUUAUUGAGACGACAUAUGUUCGUAACUUUAUUGAGACGACAUAUGUUCGUAACUUUAUUUUAUUUAUUGCAUGACACUGGUCUUCAGCGCUUUGUGAAUGAUUUAUUUAUCUUCUGGCAGUAGCUCACACCUCGCUUAAAUGUUUAUCCUCCAGCUUACACCUUGCAUAGAUGUUUAUGCUUUGGCUAGUUGCUAGUUGCUUAGACAGCCUUCAGCUAAUCGCGAACACCUCGCUAAGAUGCUUAUCCCUCCAACACCUCGCUUAUACACUUAAACUUAAGUUAGUUUCUAAUGUUAAGACUCUUAUUCUUCAAGAAGUCGCUAGCACCUCAGAUACUGAUCUUUAAGAUAAUCGCUAACAUCUCGCUUAGACGCUUAUAUUUCAUCCAGUCACUAACAAAUCUUAGACGCGUAUACUUCAAAUAGCCGCUAACACCUCACUUAAACAUACUUCAAAUAGUUGCUAACACCUUAUUUAAUCGCUUAUACUUCAAAUAGUGGCUAACUUCCUCCACAUUAACACUUAUCUUUGAGUUACUCGCUAAGUCAACACAUUCCCUCGUACCUGACCAACAUACAACGACUUGUUUCAGUGUUGUGACUGACUCUUAACAUUCUCUCUUAAGAUUUGCUCACUUUCUCACCCCUAAGAUAAUCGGUGCAGUUUAUUAUAAUUGCAGAAGUUAGUCGCUAAAUCUCUGGUGUCACCUGAAAAAUCGCUUGUAUCCCCAGGGAAAUUUAGUUAAAUAUUCCUUUUUUUUCACAUUUUUAAAUAGAGUAAUUUUUAAUUUUGCUCUGAAAGUAAUAUGGAAUUAGUUGAGGAUAUAUUUAAGUGGUUCAUCUCUCCUCUCGCUUCAGUGUGUGAUUUGGAUCUGCCUAUCAUGGGUCAGUAGGCCUGCUGCAGUGCUCCUUUCUUACGGGCUUCUGUAUAUGAGUCUGACUGAAAUGUACGUAAUAUUAGUUAGCUAAUCUAUCUAGGAAUUUGCCAGUUUUUUCACUGUUUUCAGUGAGGUUGAGAGCCCUUGUCACCUGACACCAGAUUUCAUCUCACCUCCUGCAACAUCUCCUGCAACAUCUGCUGCAACAUCUUGUCUUAGUCUACGAAAACUAUGAUUAAAAGUUCACACAGAAGACGUCAUUGAACUUUCAAAAUUUCUUAUAUUAUUUCUGUUGCUAUUUUCUUUUUUUUUUUUUUAAUAUUCUGAAUCAGUAGAAUUUUUUAAUUAUUUUCUUUACAGUGUUCUUCGUGUUCGAUUAUUUUCCUUACACUAGUUUUCACUCAGCAAGAUUAAAUGAGAUGUGGAGGGCUAGACACCCAACUUCCAGACUAACAGUAGGUGGUUCAGGGGGGUCAGCGCCCCCCGCGACCCGCUCUUAGAUUAGGUUUCUCGGUUAUCGCCCUGGUCAGUCAGGCUACUGGUGCUGGGUGAUAGUAUUCCGACGUAACUAUCUAAUAGCCUGGCUGACCAGGAUUUUUUUUUUUUUGGAGGGGAGGAAGAACCAGUCAACUUCGGUCUAUUUGAAUUUUCUGUACAUAGCAACUAUUCUUGAAAGAUUCUGUCAUGUCUUCUCUCAAUUACUUCUAUCACAAUAAAUGUCGUAAUUACUACUACUACUACUACUACUUCCAUUGUAAAACUUUCUGGCUGUGCUGGUUUUCCGCUCUAAAUCCAUCUCCUUACCUCUCCCUCCAACUUCCUUACUUCCCAGCACUUUCCCCAGCAUCCUCUCGCCCAGUCAGCAUCCCUCAACUACCCUCUCCUCCUCUCAGCAUCCCUCAGCACCGUCUCGCCCUUUCAGCAUCCCUCUGCACCCUCUCAGCAUCCCUCAGCACCGUCUCGCCUUUUCAGCAUCCCUCUGCACCCUCUCAGCAUCCCUCAGCACCUCUCAGCACCCUUCCCGCUUUAGUGAAAAUCGUUCCUCACUCCCCUAAAUUAUAUUUUAUAUUUUGAUUCCCCUAUUUAUUUCGUGAUGCUGAUGCACCCUGGGUCAUGCCUGGCACCAUCACAGCUGACACAAUUUCUUCAGUAAACAUUACACGCAAAGAAA
This is a messenger RNA of Cherax quadricarinatus, 2818 nucleotides long. RefSeq names its product troponin C. Gene Ontology annotation, cellular component: myosin II complex. Lineage: Eukaryota; Metazoa; Arthropoda; Malacostraca; Decapoda; Parastacidae. Gene Ontology annotation, molecular function: calcium ion binding. The record is from RefSeq and is a predicted model, not a curated record.